AGAUUAUGAUAGUUAUUCAGACUUCAACUGGAGGUCAACUAAUAAAUUGAUGACCCCUGGUCAGUUACAGGGGUAAUGUUGUUUGUAUGUGUUACCGUUACCGUUACCGUGGUCCGUGAAAUAUGGUCCCAACGACUUAGUAACAAACUAUUCUGUGAAUCUAAACAAUAAUAACAUUGCUUUUUCUUCAUCUUUGCCAUAUACUCACUUUGCUAUCUUUACCUGUUUGUCCAACAAAAUCAUUCUGACAUAUCAACUACCCCUCUUUAACUUUAUUCCCUUUUAAUUAUUCACAUUCACUCGUAGUGGCAUCCCUACAAUACCAACUUACCAUAAUAACACCACUCUCAUUCACUCCUGUAAAAUUCACGGCAACCAAUAUUCAUCAGUAUCCAACCAUAUCCUCACGCGCAUUAACCUGUGCAACACUACGAUUGGGACUACCUACUUAGAUAGGUCUACUGUGUACACUUUUUGUUAUAAGGUCGCCAUAACAAAAGUUAGGGAGUGUGAAUUGCUCAUGAUUCCGACCUUGACUCUUUCUAUCUUGGAUACUUUGACCAUCUCUCAUUCUGUACCCCAUUCAUCUUCUACCUGCCACAUUUCACACUCACAAUAUCUUUUCAUCAUAUCUUGCCAACCACAACUUUCACAACUUUCACAACUAUCAUAAUGGCAUCAAAGGACUCUGCAAAUAAAGAUGUCCAAUUUUCAGCUCGUGAAAUGGAGAUACUUGCAAAGGCGUGGCAAUGUUUCGACGACUUACCUAGAAUCGACUUUGUAAAGCUUGCAGAAAUUGCGGCAUUCAAAAACGCCGCCAGUGCGCGAGCAUGCUUCUUGCCUAUCAAGAAGAAGCUUAUUACCGCUGCUGGUGGCCCUAGCCAGGGACAAUCGAGUGUUCCGAGCACUCCCACCAAGGGCCGCGGCAAACGUAGUCUGGAGAGUAACCCGGGUUCCAACAAGAAACCGAGAGCUUCCGCCAAACUCAUAGCCAUCCCUGACGUUGAAGAAGACGACGACGAGGAUGUGAUCCAUGCCAGACUCAAGGCUGAACUUAAAGCUAAGAUCGACCAGGAAAAGGAAGAUGAGAUGAUGGUGGUGGAAGAGUAUGUGGGGUGGGAGAAUAACGAGGAGGAUAAUGAGCAGGAUGAGGGCGAGGUUUAAUGGCGAUAAUGCAUUCGAAACUGCAUAUAAAGCUGCCAAGCCAGAUAGGAUGUAAUGUCGCAGCAUGUUUUGACAUCGCAAACGAUAACCCGGAUCUUGGAGAAAGAAAAGUCACGUGCAAAGGGGGACAAAGAGACCUUACAUGUGCACCUCCGGACUUACAUAUGUAUAGUACGCCUUCUCAUCGUAGGCACGCACAGCUAUCAACUAUGUACCACGGAUUUGGAAUAUCUGGGCGAAGGACUUUGAGGGGGGUGUAAGAGAUUAUGAGCUUUAUGUAUAGUAGGUUAUGUAGUACUAGGUAAAGAAAGAGGUAGCCAACAGUGAACAUGGCUUUCCAAAACCUUGGAACCUUGGCCUUUAUAAAUCAUGAUCCGAAUUAUGUAAAAA
Molecule: messenger RNA, 1554 nt
Organism: Hypoxylon fragiforme
Lineage: Eukaryota; Fungi; Ascomycota; Sordariomycetes; Xylariales; Hypoxylaceae
Exons: 2
Coding region: 673-1164 (163 amino acids)
Source: RefSeq, a predicted model, not a curated record